AUGAAUUACUUAAAAAUUGCGCGUUGUGGUUUGCUUGGAAUUAGAUUCCACAACACAUUGGCAUUCCGAAACGCUCCAGCAAUAACAUUUCUGCAAAUUAAAGAAGUCGAUCUUGCCCAAAAACGUUUCUAUAAGAAUUUCGGACACAAACAAGAGCCAGAGGCGAGAUUCUCAAAAAUUUGGUACUCUUUCUUGCUCUUUUUCUUCAUUAUUCCAUCAAUUAACUACAAAUGGAUAAAGCAAUUAUUGUCUGUAAAAGCAGAAAGUGAGACCCUUGAAGAAAGGAUGAAUGUGGACAAUAACAUGGAAGAAUGUUCAGAUGAAGAAACAAAGAGGAAGAAACAUAGAAGGGAAAAAAUUGGGUUCAGAGAUAGAAAAAUAAUAGAAUAUGAAAAUCGCAUAAGACACUACUCAACACCAGACAAAGUGUUCCGUUACUUUGCUACUCUGCAAGUUCAAGGUUCAUCGUCGGAUCAGCACGACAUUUUCAUGACUCCUGAUGAUUUUUUAAGAUCGAUGACUCCUGGUCUAAAACAACCUGACGGGUUGGGACUAGACCAAUACAAAAGAUAUGACCCAAAGACAGUUCAGCAAAAACUAGAACUCACUCUAGAUGAAGACAGCAUAUUCUACAGAUUAGGAAGUUCUGGAUUGAUCACUUUUUCAGAUUACAUAUUCCUUUUGACUGUAUUGUCAACUUCUCGUAGACAUUUCGAGAUUGCUUUUCGAAUGUUUGACUUGAAUGGAGAUGGAGAUGUGGAUUGUGAAGAAUUUGAGAAAGUUGCUACUCUUAUCAGACAGCAAACUAGCAUAGGAUCUAGACACCGAGACCAUGCGAAUACUGGAAAUACUUUCAAGGGUGUGAAUUCGGCAUUAACUACUUAUUUCUUUGGACCUAACCUGAAACAAAAACUUACCAUAGAAAAAUUCCUCGACUUCCAAGAGAAGCUUCAAAGAGAAAUAUUGAGUCUCGAGUUCCGCCGGAAAAAUCCAGACGAAAAUGGAAAUAUCAGCGAAGCUGAAUUCACUGAGCUCUUACUGGCCUAUGCAGGGUAUCCCCAAAAGAAAAAGGCUAGGAUGUUGAAGCGAGUGAAGAAAACUUUCAGAGACCAUGGAAAAGGAAUUUCCAAAGAGGACUACAUGAAUUUCUUCCAUUUUCUGAAUAAUAUCAACGAUGUUGAUACUGCGUUGACUUUCUACCAUAUAGCUGGUGCCUCGAUUGAUCAACAAACUCUGAAACAUGUGGCCAAAACUGUUGCGCAUGUGGAGCUUAGCGAUCAUGUCAUCAACGUAGUUUUCACCAUUUUCGAUGAGAACUUGGACGGCCAAUUGAGCAACAAAGAGUUCAUCGCAGUUAUGAAGAAUAGGCUUCUCAGAGGACUAGAGAAGCCCAAAGACACUGGAUUUGUCAAACUUAUGCAGUCGAUUUUGAAAUGUGCAAAAGAAACAAAGCCUGCCUUGUUGGAUUUAUGAUCCGUUGUGAUUUCACUUUUUAUUUAGUGUUAAAAAUAAGUGGGUACUCUUGGCAGUAUAGAAGACUCGCCUAUCAGGGUCUUAUAUUUAUUUUUUCCACUACUAG
Molecule: messenger RNA, 1579 nt
Organism: Phaedon cochleariae (mustard beetle)
Lineage: Eukaryota; Metazoa; Arthropoda; Insecta; Coleoptera; Chrysomelidae
Source: the annotation of a GenBank genome assembly